CAACGAGCAAACAGCGAACGACCAUCGCAGGCUGAGAGACGGACAUUUUCUGUCAACUACUUUGGUGCGUCCUUCACUAACGAGCCUUGACUAUCGGCCAACGGGCAGCCAUCUAAAAGACGUGGAAAAGAGACUAAAAAUACAACCAGUGAACUGACAGUGUGGCGGCUGCUAGCUAAACGGGAAGAGACGACCGUUUGUCGAACAUGGCGCGCAUGCAAGAGGUGGAAAUAACGUUGACUGGUGGUGGACCAUGGGGUUUUCGUCUGCAAGGUGGACGAGGAACUGGACAACCGCUAUCUGUUAGUAAGACGCGUCGUAAAAGCAAAGCCCAUAAUGUACUGCUGGAAGGGGAUAUCCUGGUAGAUCUAAACGGUCGACAGUGCAACAUCAUGAGUCACGAAGACGCUAUGGGACUCAUCGAGGACGCCUGUACCGAGAUAAGGCUCAUUGUUCUGCGAGUUAUGUCCGAGGAGGACAAGGAAAACCACACUGAACCGGAACCGGUGAAAACGAGUCUUCCGUUCAAGGAUUACAGCACGGGACAGAGCUUCCAACCGAAGAAAUACACAGCCCCUGUCCUUCCAGAAAUCAAAGUACCGUCUGCCACACUCCGUGAGGUACAGAACACGGUGGAAAACGACCCUGAAACAGGAGCGACAAAGGAAGUUCAAACUACAAUGGAGAAGAAGUCCGAGGUUACACCCUCUUCGGAGUACAAAAGUGUGACAGAGACCAAGAAGGUAACGUCCAGUUUGCCAUCUGGCGGUGCCACGUACAUCGCCACGUUCAGCAAUACGACAGCAACCAGGUUCUCAAAGUCCGCUUCGCCCAAGCCCAAGCUCAAGCUCAACACCAGCAUCCCCUCUCCGGUCAUGAAGUAUGGGUUCCCUCCAACCACCGACACUUUGGACACCGUCUCCAGCGUGCCGCAACCACCUACAUCGACAGGGGAAACGAAGACGACCGGACUGACAAAUGGAGCACUGGUGAGCCCUACUGGCUUGCUGCUCCUACCAAAGUUCUAUGAACCGGCUGACGACACUGGCAUGGACUUAGACGCCGCCAAAUACAAGAAAAAGAUGUUCUCUUCUUCGAGUUUCUACGAGGAACCAAACUGCAUCUACCCUACAGUGGAGGAACAGGUAGAAAUGGCCCGAAAGAUUGCCGGUUCACUAUCGGCGGACACCAACAAGAAGUCCCGCGGAGCCAACAUGUUCUUCAAGCGAGUCAAGCGUUCUCACAAAUGGGUACACGAAGCACCGGAAUUCUCAGACUCGGAAACGACAGAUACUUGCAGAGAAGGCGCGGCCACUCCAGACCCAGCCACCGUACCGUACACAAUCAGCACGGGCCCCCCGAAGCUGAAACUCAUUCUGGACCCGAGGCAUCUUGAGGACGCAUCCACACUGCGCUCGGCAGGCGUGAACAUCGUGGAACACGGUGCCAUGAGUCCCGAGGUGUGCUUGGACCUCGUCAAGGACCUCAACUCUCCUCGAGGUAAAGGGGCCGCACUUUUCGCGAAGCGGAAGAAGAAGUCCGAGGAAUGGGUGGUAGACGUAGACAAAGUAAAGGCACAGUUGGGUGACCGGUGGCCAGAAUCGCGUCAACCGCUGCCUCCCAUCAAGGCACCGCUCAAGACACCCGUCGCAAGAUUCAAGGAGUCACUCAACCCUAGGCUUAAGUUGGUGAAGAGCCCCUGGGAAGCCGCCCUUGAGUCUCCCAUCGGAAGCUGCGAUUCAGCUUUCGCUAUGGUGCGGCCCGAGGAGGUUGUGGAUUCUGUGAUUCGUGCGGCGGAUGCUAAAGUCUCCAGCGACUCUUAUCAGGACCCGCUGCUGCUAUCUCCAUGCCCGGAGUCAGAGUGGACAGCUCCAUCUCCAACGCCAUCCAGCAUAAGUUACAACCCAAAGGACCCAUGUCUGGCCAGGGCGCCCAGGGGAUGGCGAGGAACGACGUCAUAUUCAAGUUCCGAGCCCUACGAGGUCGCUCAAGAACGGCCAGCCAGCUCACUUGGGACAACGUCGCCGUUCGAACCCUUCAAUCCAGCCGCUAAGCUCGCUACCGGAGAACAGACGACCCAGCCCUCCCCUCUCAGCCUAUCACAGUUCCAAAACUUCAACACCCUUCCACGAUCCUGGGCCCCGUCUUGUGGUGGAUCAGCCUCUGGAUUCAAGCGCGUCAAGCCACCUUCAUUUCUUGUACAGUGAGCGAAACGGCAAAGAGAAAAGAUGUUCACACCUCUCCAUGACGGUGUCAAAAAACUUGACUACACUUUCUAAAGCAAAGUUAAAAAGGCGGUUUUGAGCCACUAUGCAAAAUAUUUAUUUCCAUUAAUUUAGUUUUGCAGCUUUUGCUACUCUGUGACUACGUAAAGUAUGAACAUUAUGUUUCCACAUCCACGUGGCUUCUGCCAAUGUGCGGUAAAUGAUGCGAAACCCAGCAUUAUCCACCCCAUCACCAUCAGGCUCUACGGGAUGAAAUUUUACAUCCCAUUAAUGGCUUCUCGCGAUUCACCUGCCUGCGUCUUUGAAUGUGCUAGAAAAUAAUCUCCCAUUUGCGGCUUGCAAAGAGCUCCAUAUUUCUAUAGUUUGACAAUUUUAAGCCAAUUGUUUUUGCCUUCGCAUCACAAACAGCUUCCCGGCAGAAGAGAGACAGGCGCCAUUUUGUCUCUGUCACUCAAGAUGUCAAACAAACUUGACUGUCGAGCUCUUGCAUCAUUCCUAUUGGUUCUGGUAAUCACGUGGAUGCAAACAACAGUGUUUUACAUUUGUACCGCAUAAUGUGGGCCUUCGCAACACCUCCACACACAAUCGCAUGCUCUUCCAGAUAUGGCUUCAUAACUUUAACAAGGACUACAAACAUUGUUUUGAGUGGAUGUUAAAAGCUAGUCAAAUGUCAAGUCGUAGUGCCUCAAACGUGUUCAGGCAUUGUCACGCUGCUAAUUUUACAACCUCCCCACGACUCACUUUCAAUGCGAAGAAACGGUAAUUAAAUGUGCCGUCCAUUUUAUAUAAGACAGCAUAAACACAGGAAAUAUAAGCCUCUCAAGAAGGACGACUGUCGUACGUGUCUUGAGAGUGUGGCUUAUAUUUCUUCAUGCCCCGCCUAUUUUAGCGUACAAAUAUUGCGCAUAAAUCUGAAUCAUCGCACGUGAGUUUUCCAGCUCUUUACUGUAACAUGUUGCGCUGCCUUUUCAAAUGGGUGCUUUCAAUUAUUGCAGUUUGUUUUGUGUUGCACAGAGUGCCUGCUGUAAAUACUACGCGAGUUGUGUGGAAAAAAUAAAGGCGCUUAUAUUAUA
Molecule: messenger RNA, 3298 nt
Organism: Ornithodoros turicata
Lineage: Eukaryota; Metazoa; Arthropoda; Arachnida; Ixodida; Argasidae
Product: synaptopodin 2-like protein
Exons: 10
Coding region: 207-2207 (666 amino acids)
Biological process (GO): positive regulation of actin filament bundle assembly
Cellular component (GO): nucleus; actin cytoskeleton; Z disc
Molecular function (GO): actin binding
Source: RefSeq, a predicted model, not a curated record